UUAUAGACUAAAUCUGAAACGUAAUAAUGAUGAAAAUUGAAACGGAUCGAAAUUUUAUUUAUCUCUUCUAUCGAUACCAUUUAAAAUAAUAUUUUCGAAUCAAACAAGUAAAACGGUGUAUUGUUAACAGAAAGAAGUCAUGCGACAAUUACGAGGCGGUAUAUUUAUUUUGACAAACGCUCGACACGCCGACUAUCGAUAUUGGUUCAUUUUCCUAGAGGUCAUUGAAUAAUUAUCUCUUGAAUAAUUAUAGUAUUGACGUUCGUAAUCCAUUCACUGGCGAAUGGAAGAAUCCAUGGGCAACUGCUUUUAAAAGAUCGCACCAAAAUUUUGUACAAUGCAUAAAGGGAAACAAAACUGCGUAAUGAAUCGUAACAUUGGAUAGAACUGUCGUAUAACAAUUAUUCGGUGAAAUUGCUCUUAGAUCGAAUGUUAGCGUUUAAAAACUCCGCCCUGUCGACGGUAUGUACCCAGUGACUAAAGAGGGUGUAUCCAUUGGGAAUUACUUGGACUCGAGAGGGUAGAAAUGCCCACCAAGUUUCUCCUUGACCCACGAUCAAAUCCGGACUUCUUCCAACUCGGAUUUUGACGUGGCUUCGCCUCCUAGCAAAUUUUUCUACACAUGGUUCGAGCUGUCUCGUUCGCGUGAAGGCGUACGGUUAAACAAACAAAUAGAAAGGAAAAGAUGAGGGGUGUUAGGAAAAAAAAGAAACAAAAUUGCUGAACACCUCGCGGAGAUCAUCGUCAUUGACUUUCGUCCCACGUUCCGAGAGAACGGAUACUUAAAAUACGACCGGGAUAUGCCGCCGUCAAACUCGGUGGAUCGUCAACAAUACUCUCGUAUGACAUAACCUUAAACUCCUCUGUCAUCGCACUACGCUUCGGCGACGUCGGAGCAUUGAUGUCAAGUGUGCCGGAUGUGCAGAACAAGAUUUUCAACAUCGCAGCGAAUGCUUAGAAAUUUUUGGAGCUUUCCACCAUACGUAAGUUCCAGAGUAAAACGCGUACGAUGAAAGGAGCCCGUUAGUAUGCUGGAUAAGCGACGGCUCCAUGCCUCUGGUUCGUCGCCAUGCACCCUGAUUUUUGUGGUUGCCUUGGCGCUGACUGGAUGCUACUCGUUCUGGCUGCACAUCGAUGGCUCCGGGUCCCCGACGCCGUACACCGUCGGUGCGUCGGCGCCGGGGUAUCUGCUUAUACUUCCUGGAAACUCGACGCCCUCCCCGCAGCCGUACUUGAUAAACGAGCUUCCUGUCGAUGACAAGUCCACUUUAAUAAAUAUCAAGGACUUCAGGUUCACGAUUAAUCACGAUCCGUGCAACAGGACGCACCCGUUGCUGUUGAUGCUAGUCCACUCGGCGCCCGAGAACUUUCUCAAGAGGACCAUCAUACGGGAGACCUGGGGCCAGCAGUCGCAGGGCGUGGCGCUACUCUUUAUAGUCGGCUCGUCCGAGGAGUAUCAGGCCAGCCUGGUGGAAGAGAAUGAACAAUACAAAGAUUUGAUACAAGGCAACUUUCUCGAUGUCUACAGGAACAUGACUUACAAGCAUGUGAUGGCGUUGAAAUGGGCUACGUAUCAUUGUCCAAGUGCCAAAUAUAUACUAAAAUUAGACGAUGAUGUUUUUGUUCAUAUACCCGCCAUGUUGGAUUUCUUGACGCGUGAUCUGUCGCCUUUGGGUGCCAGAAGGUUGAUCCUUUGCGACCUUCUACCCGUAGGUAACGUAAAGAGAUCCUGGCGUUCGAAAUGGAGAGUCUCGCCCCAAGAAUAUCCUGGAAGACAUUAUCCCGCGUAUUGUGCUGGAUGGGCCAUACUGUACUCUCCCGAUAGCGUAUUUCUUUUGUAUCGCGAAGCUCAGAAAGAACCGUAUUUCUGGAUCGACGAUGUCCACAUUACCGGGACGUUAGCUAGGAAAGUAAAUUUAACGCAAACCUCUCUGCAUUAUUGGGUGCUAACCAACGAGAACAUGCAGGACCUUCUGUCCAAUCCGAGUUCUCAUAGGGACUUUCUGUUCGGACCUCCGAAUUUAACGGAAAACAAAAUAAGAGCCUUACAGAAUCUGGUCACUAAGCCACGGCCUAGCAGCGAAAGCCUAUUAAACUGAGACAUAUUCGGGCAAUAGCAUAUGAAAAUUUCUUAUUUGCCGAAGCACAAGAACUUUGAUGUCUAAUGUUCGUUCUGCUUCUCAUAGAAUCUCAAUUCUGUCUAGCCAUAUAUUUCUUGGACAUCUGUGUUCAAUUCUUUUGCACAGUAUUAUUUAAGUAUUGUAUUAUAUCACUGAGUUUUCCACGUCGAAUCGCGCAUUUAUUUAUGGUAUACUUUUCUUCUAGUUAUUACUCAGCGCGAAAGAAGUGUAUAUAUACGUAUCUAUUUCUUUUGAAAUAGAGAAUAUUUAGAUUUUAAUGGAACGCGUAUAAAUUAAGACUUUUCUAAGGGUGCGCGAUUCGAUGUGGAACACACCAUAAUUCAGGGACCGCAAACUGGCGGUCUUAGACCCUCCCACGCCAAGUCAACAAAGAGUGUCCCCGGUUAUAUCUACUUUGCGGUAGCGUGUAAUGGGUACCCAUGAAACAUGCAUGUCUUCUUGUUUCUGUUUGUAUCAAGAAUCGAGUACCCCCAUACAGGAAUGGGGUACAUUGACUGGUGGUAGAAACUCCGUAGAUCUUGGGAAAAGUCUGCGGUCCCUGGCAUACGUCAACGCACCAUAUUAUUUGUCCAUAUUUGUGAUUCAUUUACACAUGGUUAACGAUUUAAGUAAUUUUUUGGAGAUUCGGGUGAUUCUAAGGAUAAAGAUUAAUGGAAAUCAGAUUAAUGAUAUAUAAGAUUUAUUGAUACAGCGUGUUUCACAAAAUGUGGGUAUAAUUUCAGAUACGACACACAAAAAAUUUAAAAAAAAAAAAAACAUUUAUCGUGUCCGACCUUUUCAGCGUACGUUGUCUUCAAGAAAGUAAAUCGAGAAACAACAGCGAGAUUCUACGUACGAGAUCUCGACCGUUAAAUGUAAGUUUGUGAUAGAAUUCGCUCGGAUGGGAUGAAUGUUUAGAAAAAUUUUUUCUGUGCUGAAUUCACUCCUACCCAUAUUUUAUUAGACACUCUGCAUAAUGCUAUAUCAAAAUUUAUGAUAUUAGACUGUUAUAUGAGAAUCUCAACGAGUCAAAUUAACAUUGUUACAUAACAAUAAGUACAACCCCCAAAAUCAAGGGUCCAUUUGCAGUUAGGAAAAAAAUGACAAAAGUUCGUGUUCUUGUACCGUGAACCGUUCCUCAAACGAGAUUCGAUGAUAUUCAAUUUUUGAGUUCCUUGAAUGUUUGAGUAACGUACGAGAAUAUGUAAUAUGAAUUUACACGUAUGUACUUAAUUUCUACAAUUGUCGAUUUAUUGUCAAUGCAAUACCUCAGUAUAUUCAUAUAUGUGCAAUUAUGUCUUUAUAUAUUUUGUUUUUUUGUUUGUUCUUUUUUUUGUAACUCCAGUUUAUACAACGAAUACGAAUUUGCGAACGCGAGUAUGAUUCUCCGCGAUAGCGAAUAUGUAUUUUUUUUCUUAACGUAACGAUUAACGCUUUGAUUGAAAAAUGAUCUGUACACUUUUCUCGAUCAAUAUUCACUCAUAACAUGUAUUUAUGUAUAAAAAUCAUUAGUGGAUAUUAACGAAGUACAUAUACUCUUCUUCUUUUUUUUUUAUUUAUUGUCUAAUGCGAAUUUCUACUUUGUUAUUUAAUUUAUAUCGGCUAAUAGUAACUUCGUCAACACAUUACGUGAAAUUAAACAUUUCCAAUUGUAUUCUCGAACGUGUCCACAUAGUAUAAUACGAUGUAAUCUUUGUGAUGAAGUAAAAUAUUAAUUUCAAUAAAUCACGGAUUGUUUUAAUUGCACGUUAAUUAUGAUACCCAAGUAAUCGAUGCAAUUACAUUCUGUAUAUAUUUUGUACAAUCGUUAGUAUCCCGAGCAUGCGACGAAGAUGUAAAUUUAUUAGAAAAGAAAACAAAAUGUGAGUAUAGUUUGUAAUAAAAAUAUUUCGGAUAAGCGUAACCACGGAUGAGGUGGAAGAUAGAUUAUGCAUCUUAUGAGUUACUGACACGCAGAAUGAAAUGUCUACCUGUAAAAAAUCAGGGGUGGUUUUCGAUACGUCAGUCUAUUUGAUAAACUUGUUCCGAGACUUAUUUUUAUAAUAAAAAAAUGGAAUGGAAUAUGGAAUAUGCAUCGUCAUCCACGGCUGAGAUCUAGUAACGCUUGUGUGUAAAUUUGUAUGCGUCGAUGGCAGUAGCAGUGUUACCAGACCGGGCACUGGUUGCACCGGGAACUCCUGGUUCCACUUACGUACACUAUGCCAGA
Messenger RNA from Colletes gigas, 4326 nucleotides. RefSeq names its product beta-1,3-galactosyltransferase 5-like. The record is from RefSeq and is a predicted model, not a curated record. The transcript is spliced from 3 exons. Bases 1029 to 2099 code for a protein of 356 amino acids. Gene Ontology annotation, molecular function: hexosyltransferase activity. Lineage: Eukaryota; Metazoa; Arthropoda; Insecta; Hymenoptera; Colletidae. Gene Ontology annotation, cellular component: membrane.